AUGGAAGGGUUCCGACCCGCCAACUCAACCGGCACCCUGGGCCGCCACCUGGCUCGGCGGCUUGUCGAGAUCGGCGUCCACGACGUCUUCUCCGUCCCCGGCGACUUCAACUUAACCCUCCUUGACCACCUACUUGCCGAGCCCGGCCUCAACCUCAUCGGCUGCUGCAACGAGCUCAACGCCGGCUACGCCGCCGACGGCUACGCGCGUGCAAGGGGCGUCGGCGCGUGCGUCGUCACCUUUACAGUCGGUGGGCUCAGCGUCUUGAACGCCAUCGCUGGUGCGUGCAGUGAGAACUUGCCGGUCAUUUGCAUAGUCGGUGGGCCGAACUCCAACGACUACGGCACGAAUCGGAUCCUCCACCACACAAUCGGGUUACCCGAUUUCUCUCAGGAGCUUCGCUGCUUUCAAACCGUCACCUGCCACCAGGCCGUGGUGAACAAUUUGGAAGAUGCACAUGAGCUAAUUGACACAGCAAUCUCAACAGCAUUGAAAGAGAGCAAGCCUGUAUAUAUCAGCAUAGGCUGUAAUUUGUCCGCAAUUCCUCACCCCACAUUUGCUAGAGACCCAGUCCCCUUCUUCCUUGCUCCAAAAGUAAGCAACCAGCUAGGGUUAGAGGCAGCAGUUGAAGCCACUGCUGCUUUUCUAAACAAGGCUGUGAAGCCUGUGAUUAUAGGUGGACCCAAAUUAAGAGUAAAAAAGGCACAGCAGGCCUUUGUGGAGCUUGCAGAUGCUAGUGACUACCCAAUUGCUGUUAUGCCAUCUGGUAAGGGGCUGGUGCCUGAGCACCACCCACAUUUCAUUGGGACCUAUUGGGGUGCUGUGAGCUCUAGCUUCUGUGGUGAGAUUGUGGAGUCUGCUGAUGCUUAUGUUUUUGUGGGUCCUAUUUUCAAUGAUUAUAGCUCUGUUGGGUACUCCUUGCUCAUCAAGAAGGAGAAAGCGAUUAUUGUGGAGCCGAACCGUGUGACCAUUGGUGAUGGUCCAUCGUUUGGCUGGGUUUUCAUGGCUGACUUUUUAAGUGCAUUGGCCAAGAAGCUGAAGAAAAACAGUACUGCUGUUGAAAAUUACCAUCGGAUCUUCGUUCCCCCGGGCAUCCCUCUAAGGAGUGAGAGGGAUGAACCUCUGAGAGUCAAUAUUCUCUUUAAGCACAUUCAGGAGAUUAUCACUGGAGACUCUGCUAUAAUUGCGGAAACUGGAGACUCAUGGUUCAAUUGUCAGAAGCUCCGCCUCCCUGAGAAUUGUGGGUAUGAAUUCCAGAUGCAAUAUGGAUCUAUUGGAUGGUCAGUGGGCGCCACUCUUGGCUAUGCUCAGGGCGCCAAAGAUAAACGUGUCAUUGCUUUCAUUGGUGAUGGGAGUUUCCAGGUAACUGCCCAGGACAUUUCAACAAUGAUCCGAUGUGGGCAAAACACCAUUAUAUUUCUUAUCAACAAUGGAGGCUAUACAAUCGAAGUAGAGAUUCAUGACGGUCCAUACAAUGUGAUUAAGAACUGGAACUACACUGGUCUUGUUGAUGCCAUCCACAAUGGCGAAGGCAAAUGCUGGACUACCAAGGUACGCACAGAGGAGGAUUUAACUGAAGCAAUCGCGAAAGCAACAGGGGAGCACAAGGAUAGUUUAUGCUUCAUUGAAGUUUUUGUGCACAAGGACGACACUAGCAAAGAGCUGCUGGAAUGGGGAUCCCGAGUUUCAGCCGCCAACAGUCGGCCACCAAAUCCUCAGUAG
Molecule: messenger RNA, 1722 nt
Organism: Prunus armeniaca (apricot)
Lineage: Eukaryota; Viridiplantae; Streptophyta; Magnoliopsida; Rosales; Rosaceae
Source: the annotation of a GenBank genome assembly